AAAAAUAUAUAUAAUGUUAUAUCAACUAAUACUAUCGUUUAGUCUACUAUUAUUAGCCGAAAGUCGACAGCCCUGUGCUAAACGAGAUCUGGGAAAUGGUAACAUAGUAUGUGUCUGUAACGCCACUUAUUGUGAUACUUUGGAUCCAUGGAAGCGCCGGACACCGGUAGGUGUGGUAACUGUUUACGAGACCAACCGAGAUGGCGACCGAUUAGCCGAAACCAAACUGAAGUUUGCCGACAACAUCGACAUCGAUAGCACUGAUAGUGCCAAUGAUGUUGUUGUUGUCGACCAAACCGUUACAAUUGAUCGCAACAAAAGAGGCCAGAAAAUCAUCGGAUUCGGCGCAUCCAUGACCGACAGUACCGGAUUCAAUCUGCGAUCACUACCCGAGUCGGCCCAACAACACUUGAUUGACGAUUAUUUUUCCGCCAAUGGCUUAGAGUUUAAUUUGGUAAGAGUUCCGAUCGGCGGAUCCGACUUUUCCACUCACGCCUACAGCUAUGAUGACCUGAUGACUGAUGACUUUGAUUUGAAUCAUUUCAAUCUUACCGCCGAUGAUCACAAUUAUAAGAUACCAUACAUAAAGUUAGCUCAAAAAGUUAGUCCCUAUAAAAUUAAACUGUUUGGCAGCCCGUGGGCGCCUCCGGCUUGGAUGAAAAACAAUAGCCAACUAAUACACGGAGGCUAUCUUAUUGGUGAACCGGGAGGCAAAUACUAUAAGACAUUUGCCAACUAUUUUAUUAAGUUUUUAGACGCUUACAAAUCAAACGGUAUCGACAUUUGGGGCCUAACUAUUGAAAACGAACCGAAAGCCGGAAACUCAAAGACAUAUGGUUUCAAUUGUCUGGGAUUUACACCAGAAUUGCAAAGAGAUUUCAUCAAAAAAGAUUUGGGUCCAGCACUCCAUGCGGCCGGUUAUGGCACCGAUAGGUUGGCACUAAUGAUAUUCGAUGACCAACGAACCCAACUGUUUAGAUGGUCUUCGGUAAUAUUGGCCGAUAAGGAUGCGGCCAAAUAUGUGACCGGAAUAGCCGUACACUGGUAUGAGGACAAGGAUACAAAUGUCGGCGAAUUGGACCGAACACAGGCCAUCGAUCCGACCAAAUAUAUUAUAAAUACCGAAUCGAGUAACUGUUGUCACGAUUUGGGUAAUUGGGUUAACGCCGAGGCGUACGCUAAGUCUAUAAUCAUUGAUCUCAAUCACCAGGUGCGCGGCUAUGUUGGCUGGAAUAUGGCGCUGGACUUGCUGGGUGGUCCCCGUUGGUGUGGCGGUAAAGCUGACGCACCGGUAGCCGUGGACGCCGCCCAACAUGAGUAUUACAAACAGCCGUCGUUCUACAGUUUGGGUCAUUUUAGUAAAUUUCUUGCACCCGACUCGGAAAAGUUGGCCAUCAAUGAGGAUAAACCCCUUGAAAAUGUUUGGAGUACUGCUUUCGAGAGACCCGACGGUGCCGUUGUUGUGAUUGUAUUCAAUCAAAGUGCGGAUACCGUAAAGUUUACGAUCAAAGAGGCCAUCAAUCGGUGGGUCACUCAUACGCUGAGACCACACUCCAUACAGACAUAUAUUUAUUAUAAUAAUUAA
Molecule: messenger RNA, 1585 nt
Organism: Oppia nitens
Lineage: Eukaryota; Metazoa; Arthropoda; Arachnida; Sarcoptiformes; Oppiidae
Product: lysosomal acid glucosylceramidase-like
Exons: 5
Coding region: 14-1585 (523 amino acids)
Biological process (GO): glucosylceramide catabolic process
Molecular function (GO): glucosylceramidase activity
Source: RefSeq, a predicted model, not a curated record